Molecule: messenger RNA, 2111 nt
Organism: Protobothrops mucrosquamatus (brown spotted pit viper)
Lineage: Eukaryota; Metazoa; Chordata; Lepidosauria; Squamata; Viperidae
Gene: SLC5A8
Product: solute carrier family 5 member 8
Exons: 15
Coding region: 1-1797 (598 amino acids)
Biological process (GO): propanoate transmembrane transport; sodium ion transport
Cellular component (GO): membrane
Molecular function (GO): organic acid:sodium symporter activity
Source: RefSeq, a predicted model, not a curated record
AUGGUCACCUGCAGAAAAGUCGGGGGGUUCGCCGUCUGGGACUAUGUGGUCUUCGGGGUCAUGCUGUUAAUCUCCGCGGCCAUCGGGGUGUACUACGCCUUCGCGGGCGGUGGCCAGAGGAGCCGCGAAGCCUUCUUGAUGGGGGGCCGCAGCAUGGCAGCUUUACCCGUGGCGCUCUCCUUGACGGCCAGCUUCAUGUCGGCGGUGACGGUACUCGGUACCCCCGCCGAAAUCUACAGCUACGGGGUCAUGUUUAGCCUCUUCGCCAUCGCCUACGCACUGAUGGCGGUUAUAAGCGCUGAGAUCUUCCUGCCCGUCUUCUACCGCCUGAAAAUCACCAGCACCUACGAGUACCUAGAAAUGCGGUUUAAUAAACAGCUGCGCCUGUGUGGAACAGGGCUCUUUAUUAUAUUGACGAUACUUUACACUGGAAUUGUCAUUUAUGCUCCAGCCUUAGCUUUAUAUCAAGUUACAGGAAUUCAUUUAUGGGGUGCAGUUGUUGGAACAGGAAUAGUAUGUACUUUCUAUUGCACACUGGGUGGACUAAAAGCAGUGAUUUGGACAGAUGUUUUUCAAGCAGCAAUCAUGAUAGCUGGAUUCUUAUCUGUGAUUAUACGUGGUGUGAUAGUACAAGGUGGUUUUGGAAAUAUAAUAUAUGACACCUAUCAUGGAGGAAGAUUAAAUUUCUGGGACUUCAGUCCUAAUCCUUUGCAAAGGCAUACAUUCUGGACAAUUGUUAUAGGUGGGACUUUUACCUGGCUUGGUAUAUAUGCAGUCAAUCAGUCUCAAGUUCAGCGAUAUCUUUCCUGCAAAACCAGAUUUCAAGCAAAAUUAUCUCUUUAUUUCAAUCUCGUGGGACUCUGGAUAAUUCUUGCAUGUGCAGUAUUAUGUGGAUUAAUAAUGUACUCUGUUUUUAAGGAUUGUGACCCAUGGACAGCAAAAUGUGUGAUGGCAACAGACCAGCUCAUGCCUUAUCUGGUGUUGGAACUUCUACAAGAGUUUCCAGGAAUGACAGGUCUUUUUGUUGCUUGUGCUUAUAGUGGAACCUUAAGUACAGUGUCCUCUAGCAUCAAUGCUUUAGCUGCUGUGACUGUAGAGGACCUCGUUAAACCUUAUUUCACGUUAACUGAAGUUAAAUUGUCUUGGAUUUCUAUGGGGAUGAGUUUAUUUUAUGGUGCGGUGUGCAUUGCUAUGGCUGCCUUGGCAUCAGUUCUAGGAGGAUUGUUACAGGCAGCAUUGACCAUUUUUGGCAUGAUUGGUGGGCCUCUCCUGGGACUCUUUUCCUUGGGCAUCCUUUUUCCCUUUGUCAGUGCCAUGGGUGCAUUUAUAGGUCUCAUCUGUGGAUUUGUUCUUACCCUUUGGGUUGGAAUUGGAGCUCAGAUUUAUAAGCCGCUGGAUAUUAGGACUCUGCCGUUACCUCUUUUAAUUACAGGCUGUAACAUAAGCAGCCUAAGCACAGAACUGCCAACUGUUACAACUGAAAAUACUUUGAGACCAGUCCUUGCAGAUUAUUGGUAUUCCUUAUCCUAUCUGUAUUUAAGCCCAAUUGGAACUCUGUUUACAGUUGCUGUGGGAAUAGUCAUUAGCCUUUUGACAGGAGGACUUAAGCAGAAAGUGGACAAAAAAUUCUUACUCAGCAAAGAGGAUCUUUUUUGUAAUUUCUCAGGUGGUAAAUUGAAACAAGAAGAUAAAAAAGUUUUGAAUUGCACACCAUGCAAUGAAGGAACUGACAAUCCAGCCUUCAAUCAUAUUGAAAUGAUGACAGAGAAUAAAAAAGGAAAUGAUACUUAUUUGUGAAAAUGUUGGACACUUUGCUAAAGUUGACACCUAUUUCAAAUAUAUUAACAUGGAAUACAACUAACAUUUUGCUCAUGAGAAUACAUUAGAAAAUUCAUCCUAACCUGAACUUUUGCCCUUCAUAUUUUAAAAUCAGUCCAUAUUGGCUGGGAUAUUGUUAAAGAAUACAUUAUGCAAAAAGUAACUAAAAAUAUGGAAACAGUAACAAAUCUAACAUUUUGAUUUCAUAAGAUAUGUGAAGCUCAUUUUGGAAAUUAAUACCUGUCAUACCAUUGUGUGCAAAAUGAAAACUAUGUUAUGAAUGUGUUUUUAUU